This is a messenger RNA of Trematosphaeria pertusa, 2964 nucleotides long. RefSeq lists its product as uncharacterized. Lineage: Eukaryota; Fungi; Ascomycota; Dothideomycetes; Pleosporales; Trematosphaeriaceae. The transcript is spliced from 2 exons. The coding region runs from base 169 to 2670 and encodes 833 amino acids. The record is from RefSeq and is a predicted model, not a curated record.
CGUCGUUUUCGACGUCGAGACCUGGAUCGGUGAAACGGGCGAGCCGGAUGGGGAAUAGCGCGAACCCUAAGCCUGAUUAGGAAACAACUAAACAUGUCAACAAACGAGACCGCUUUGCCCACCUCACCACAACACUAACUUCAGCAUCGACAAUUCGCAAUCGCUAUCAUGGCCGAGCCAAUGUCAACCCUCUCCCCGGAGAAGCUUAAUGCUGCUUCCAGCUCUAUCCCUAAUGACGACAUCGAUAUGACCUGGCACGACCCUCCGUCCUCGCCCUUUAUAUCGCAUAUCGACCACGAAGACCAGGAGAACGUCGCUCCUACCGUUACCUUCGUCGCUACACCUGCCAAGGUAUCGAUUGGUUUCGACGAAAAUAUCCCUCAGUCGGCGUUUAAGGUCUCGCCGGAAAAGAAGUCUGGACUGAAGGAGCGAACGAGCCCUGUAAAAUUGUCGCCUUCGAAGAAGUUGAUGGACGAGUCUGAAGAUGGGUCAUUGAGAGUGAGCAAUGGAAGCCAUGCGAGCCCAAAGAAGGGCUCUCCGAUCAAGCAGCCUGCUGCAAUGGAGCGACCCGAAUCCUCCAUGAGCAAUCGCUCGCGCAAUCGCUCGCCCUCAAAGUCGUCUCGCAACGCUUCUGUCGAGUCGGCUCAGCGCGUUCCGGCCUCACACCACAACACCGCGCACGAGCUGAUGCCGCCUCCGCCAAACCGCCCUUCUUCGUCACACAUGGACCCGGUCUUGCGCGAUAAUGAGGGCUUGACCGUUGCAAUGAGGAUCAUGGAGAACCGCAGUGAGAGCCAUGAGGUGUUCACCACCCAUCGGUCGCAGAGUAGUGGCCUCGAGCUCGAUGAUACCGGCAUCGAAGAGUCGGAAUUUAAUCCUGAUGGACCGGAGAUUUCGUCGUUGGACGUCGAUGACACCUGCUUCAGCGCGUUCUCCGAGAUGCCAGGUGUGGAUAUGACCAAGUUCGCUAUGUUGCGGAACAGCCCAACGAAGAAUGGCCUGCUCGACCAGGCCACCCCUCGCGUUCGUGCCCAAAUGACCCCAUCAACUGUCCGUCGGACCGAACGAACACCCUCUCCGACUCCGCGCCGCUCGCGCACGACGCGCAACGAGAAUGAUACCACCCAUCUACUUCUAGACUUCACGGCGCAAUUCGAGGCCUUCUCAAGCUCCCGCCGCGGAUCACCUUCGCGUGGACGUCAGUCUCCGACCAAAUCCACCACUGAACCAAAUCUUCUCUCCUUCUACCAAAACCAGCGCUCGCCCGUUAAAGGGGGAUCAACAUACGUCCCUGCUACUCCAGGCCAGAACCGCCAACUGCUCAAUCUUCUCGACUUUGAACUGCCUCCUCCGCCCACACCACGCUCCGUCCCAACUGUUACGAUCCGGGAACUCGAAUCCCUGAAAUCCACUUUCCAGUCUCAAAUUUCCUCACUUACCGCCAGCCUGUCUGGCAAAGAAGCCCAGGUAGAGUCUUUGGUCAAAGCAGUAUCCGACGCUGAGCGUCGCGUAGGUGAAUCGCACGAGACGCUCCGUGAAGAGCGCUCGGCUCGCGAAUAUGCCGAGUCACAGAUGGCGGACUGGAAGACGAAGGGGGAGGAAGUGCAGAAGCUGCUGCAGGACGUGCAGUCUGAACUAGCGCGCAACGACACCGAGCGCGAACAGCUCCUUGCACGACUUAACGAAGCCGAGAAGCGCGCUGAAGAAGCAGAGACUCGCUCAUCCGACCUCGAGACUAAACUCAUUGAAGCUGAGAGCAAGAACGUCGAUAUGACUACCCUAGUCAACCCAGAUGAGGAUGGACGAAAGAUCUACUCUGAAGCUGAGUGCCAGACCGCCAUUGGGGAGAAGGUCAACGAAGUUGCCCGAGACUUACAUUCUGCAUACAAAGCGAAGCACGAGAAGAAGAUCAAGGCCCUCAAAGACAACUACCAGAAGAAGGCGGAUGAGCGGUGCAAGGAGCUCCGCGUCCAGAUCAUUCGCUUAGAGCGCCAGGUUGAGGAAGCAGAGAAGAAACGCGACGACACCUUCAGCAAGGUCAUUCCCUCCGAUCUCUCCUCCAAGACCGAUGGCGGUAAAUGCGGAAAGUGUGGCAAAGACGCUUCUACUACUCCUACCUCCAAUCCCGAAGACUUCAAGCUGCUUGAGGCCCAGAAAUCCGAACUGGAAAACCUUAAGGCUAAGCUUGCAGGCCUACAAUCCGAACUCCAGUCCCUCCGCAAAUCCCACGAUAGCCUGUUGCAGGAUCUGGAGGCCGAGCGGGUUGAAAAGGGUGAGUUAGUUGCUGCUGCAGAACAAAUGCUCGCUCUCUGCGGCGAGAAGAUGGAGGAAAUGCAGCAGGAGGAGUUGCGCAAGUCGCAACUCGGCGGUGGGCCGCCCACGGCCCCGGCAUCCGAACAGGCAUUCCGUAGUACCGGAUUCCUUGCUGGCGGCGGUCCGGCGCGUCCCGGCUCGGCUCUAGGAGGUGGUAGGCCAGGGAGUGCGAUGGGCGAUCGAUUAGGCGCUAUGGGUGGUGAGAGGGGAAGUGGGAUUGCAAAGCCGUCAGGUCUGCGAGCUCCAGGCGGCUUUGGGUAUCAGGGCGCCCCGGGGCUCAACCGGAGCACGAGUGGGGGGAAGAGCAGGCUCUUGAGUAACAUUGAGAGGAUGGGCGGUGCGAGAGCGCAGGAGUAGAAUUCCUGUGCCGUUGAUGCACGGGAGAGACUGUAUAGGGGAAGGAAUGGUAGCUAGAUGAUGGAUUUGUGUAUAUGGCGUUGUGUAGGGAUGGUUUGGAUACGGAUGGAGUUGGGUUGGAGUUCAAGUUUGUUUGGAAGUUGUGUGUUGCCUUUCUUUCGGCAGGCUUGACGAGUUCAAAUGAGUUCAAAUGAGUUCAAAUAUUUUCAAAUGAGUAGUGAAGUGUACUACCAGUGGUGCCACUUCUCUGGAAAAAGAAGAGAGAGAAAAUUAAACCCGAAAUGCAAAAAAGAG